Molecule: messenger RNA, 1159 nt
Organism: Ricinus communis (castor bean)
Lineage: Eukaryota; Viridiplantae; Streptophyta; Magnoliopsida; Malpighiales; Euphorbiaceae
Product: agamous-like MADS-box protein TM6
Exons: 7
Coding region: 206-895 (229 amino acids)
Biological process (GO): positive regulation of transcription by RNA polymerase II
Cellular component (GO): nucleus
Molecular function (GO): DNA-binding transcription factor activity, RNA polymerase II-specific; RNA polymerase II cis-regulatory region sequence-specific DNA binding; protein dimerization activity
Source: RefSeq, a predicted model, not a curated record
AGCAACUAUUCUCAGUUUAACAACAACCCACUUUUGCUCUUCCUCUCCCGAUAUAGAAACUACCCUUUUUCAUCUCAUCUUCUUCUCUUUUUAAACUUCAACAUGUCUACAUUGCACUACCCAUUAGAACCCUUGUCACCCAGAUCUCAUAACUUUGUCUAGCAGAUAUAGUUUUGUCAUCAUCAACAACGAGAAGAAAGAAAACAUGGGUCGUGGAAAGAUUGAGAUCAAGAAGAUUGAAAACCCUACCAACAGGCAAGUCACUUAUUCCAAGAGAAGAAAUGGUAUUUUCAAGAAAGCUCAAGAACUCACUGUUCUUUGUGAUGCUAAAGUCUCUCUUAUCAUGUUCUCUAAUUCUGGACGGAAAUUCCAUGAGUUCAUUAGCCCUGGCACAACCACAAAGAAGAUAUUUGAUCAAUACCAGAAGACUUUGGGGAUAGAUCUGUGGAUUACUCAUUAUGAGAGAAUGCAGGAUCACUUGAAAAAAUUGAAUGAUAUCAACAAUAAGCUGAGAAGGGAUAUCAGGCAGAGGAUGGGUGAGGAUCUGAAUGAUCUUAGCUUUGAUGAGCUGCGUGGUCUUGAGCAAAGAAUGGCUCCUGCCUUGCAUAUGAUACGUGAAAGAAAGUACCAUUUCAUCGAAACUCAGACAAAUACCAAAAGGAAGAAGGAAAGAAAUUUGGUGGAAAGACAUAGAGAACUCCUACAGAGAUAUGAAGCAAACUGUGAGGAUCCACAGUAUGGUUUAGUGGACUAUGAAGGGGAUUAUGAAUCUGCAAUUGCACUUGCAAAUGGGGCAUCCAAUCUCUACUCGUUCCGCCUUCACCACGGCCACCCUGAGCCGCCUAACCUGCACCACGGAGGAGGAUUUGGAUCCCACGAACUCCGCCUUGCUUGAGUUGCACUGGAAAAAGCCACAUAUUCAUAUUGAUCUCCCUCCAUAAGCAUAAUCUAAUCUAAAUGCAUAUGGCAUCUAAUAGAAUAAGAACCAGCUGGUAUUCUACUUAAUCUUACUGCACUAUAUAUAUUAGUGUUUGUCUAAAUUGUUGAGCCAUUUUUAAUUUGUUUUUAUGUUGUUUUAGCUUUUGCUGUACAAUGGUACAGUGGGUGAAUGAAACUUUGCAACUCUUUGAUUAAUUAUAUGGAAUUUUUAUUUGCUUAA